GAAGGUGUUACGGUAUUGUCGUCGGCUCCGGGUCACGGCGAGUCGUUCGAAAAGCCACGUGAUCGUCUUUUCGCCGGUGCUCGAAGUACUUUCGUUCGGUCAACCCUUUCGAUCUUUAACGAAAGGAUCAGCUAUAAAAUAGUGUCGUCGUUUAAAGUUCGCGACGUUGAAAUAAAUCUUCAUAAAUCUUUGAUGUUCAUGGUCGGUGAAUUAUUUUGUUUUCAAUUCGUACACCGGUCUCCGUCUUUGUUUGUCUCGAAUGUGAUUAGUGCUACGUACUUCUACCUUGAGAAUAUAAACACGCGGGUCGGUUACGGUUUAUUCGUACAUUACUCACCUGGCUCAGUUCGUCGCGACAUGCGUCCUUGCUCGUUUCGCUCGUACGGCUCUUAGUUCAUAGACGGACUUGGACAUGGUAGAAAGACGCAGUUAACGGGACACGUGUUUUUUUGUGUGAUACUACGUGGACAACGACGUGGAGUGUCUAAAGGUGUUCAAGGUGCAUCGGGAACCGGUGAAGGGAUAAAGAAUGCGACUGCUGUAGGGGUUGCGGACAGGAAUUCGGGAUCCCCGGGAGCUCUUCGAUAAGGCAUGCUAUGCGCCAGAAGACUGGAAACAGAGGAUCCCGCGGAAGAUGACAGGGUUAAGUAGAUAAAAGGAGCAGCUACUUCCAUCGACCACGAGGACGAUUCAUCGCGUUUUCCAUGCAGUGCACAAUGCUCUGCCAUCGCGUCCUUGUCGUUCUCUUUGCUGUCAACGUGCCAAUCGUGACGGGGGUAGGGCCAGACUUCGUUUAUCCGCUGGAGAAUGUAACGAUCCCGCAGGGUCGAGACGCUACCUUCACCUGCGUGGUGAGCAACCUCGGUGGAUACCGGGUGAGUCCUUCCUCCUCCGCGAGCAGAGAUCACUCUGGCGGCGCCAAGGCCCGGCUUCAUGAGAGAACUUCUGAUGUUAUGAAGACAAAAUCAAAAUUUUCUGUGGCGUGGAUCAAAGCGGACACCAAGGCGAUUCUGGCGAUUCACGAGCACGUGAUCACGAACAACGCGCGUUUAUCAGUAAAACACAGUGACCCCAACACGUGGACAUUGAACAUUCGUGGUGCACGCCGAGAAGAUCGAGGCAUUUAUAUGUGUCAGGUCAACACGGAUCCUAUGAAGAGUCAGAGCGCGUUUCUAGAAGUGGUGAUACCACCGGACAUAAUAUCUGAAGAAACAUCGAAUGAUCUGAUGGUACCGGAAGGUGGAUCUGCGAAGCUGGUAUGCAAAGCUCGUGGAUAUCCAAAACCAGAGAUCGUUUGGAAACGAGAAGAUGGUGCUGAAAUUAUUUCCCGUGCCGGACUCUCUGGUGGCAAGACGAAAAUCGCAACAGCCGAGGGUGAAACGCUGACUCUGUCGAAAGUAACCAGAAGCGAGAUGGGUGCCUACCUAUGCAUCGCAAGUAACGGAGUACCACCGUCAGUCAGCAAACGGAUGAUGCUGCAUGUGCACUUUCACCCGAUGGUUCAAGUACCGAACCAGCUAGUCGGUGCACCAACUGGAACCAACGUUACGCUGGUUUGCUUCGUGGAAGCAUCCCCAAAGGCCAUUAAUUAUUGGACACGCGAAUCAGGUGAAAUGAUAAUCAGCAACAGUAAAUACUCGAUGUCAGAGGUGAAAACUUCGGUGUACAGCGUUCAAAUGCGUUUGGUAAUCAUGAAUCUUCAGAAACAGGAUUUCGGUGGUUACAGGUGCAUUUCAAAGAACUCGAUCGGCGAUGCAGAAGGCAACAUUCGACUUUACGAUAUGGAUCUACCAAAGCACUCGAAGAAAGUGGAAAACCGUCGAGGGGAGUAUGACACAAAUGAAUCGAUAAGUAAUCGGGAUCACAGACUAAAUCACGUGUACCAGGGUUCUUUACGUGAAACGGGUUCGACCUUAGAACCGUACUUCGACGAUGACGAUGUAUCCUCGUCGACAUCGUCGAACAAAAUUCUACCGUUCGCCUCUUGUAUCCUUCUGAUAACACUUUGCCAGCUGCUUGUUUUCACGUAAAGAAUAUUCAAACGCGUUGAACGAAACAAGUCAUAUAUUUCAUUCGACGAUAAUUCAUUAUUUUUAUCGCGUCGUUAACUAUCGAACUCUGUGCUGUGUUAGCAAAUCGACUGAAAAGAUAUCGUCAUUUUAAUAUUGAUCCUGUAUUUAUGUUCGUUUCGUCACUCCAUCGAUGAUACUCUACCAGAUCUAGUCAACAGAAAUUUGGUUGCAGGUUGUUUAUUCGGUAAGUAACGAUAUCUACAGUAUUUUUUUGUUUCAUUUAUUUUAAUAAUUUGAAAUUUAACAGUGAAGUAAUUUUAACUCUUUAGAUUUUUUUUGGGGGGAGGGAUCUUUGAGAGUUUCUCAAUGUUUAUUUUUUUUUACAUUAAACUAUUACAAGUAUGCAGAAUUUUUUAUUAUUUUAUCCAUCAUUUUUACUACCCUUAAAAGAUAAAAUGAAUACAUACUAUGGUGGAAGACAAUGUAUUCUUAGAAUAAAUAAAAUCAUAGGCAAAUUGUUUAUGUAUAAAUGAUGGAAAUAUUUGAAUCAGAAUCUAGUAUAAUUAAGCAUCAGAUUUGAAUUUUUUACCUCGCUUUAUUAAUCGUAAACCUUAAAUCUCGCAUGGCAUUCAAUACGUAAACCAACUACCAAUCUCCGACUACACUAAUCUCGAUAGAUUCCUAAAAAAAAAUAAACACACCCAUAACGAAGUGACAGAGGAAAUACAAACGAUCGCGUUCCAUCCGAUAUUUCCUUUAAUCACCAUAUUUCCCCGAUGUACCAUGUAACAAGCGUUUGAACGAAAGGCAGCAAAGAGGGUCGACGGAAAAUCAAGUAAAACCUUUCGAUUUUCCUCGCCUCGGUUCCGUGACCUCCGCGAGUUAAACACAGAAAUAAAAGUUGGCAAAGACGAUAAUCGUUUCAUGGAAACGCGAUCGAGGCUCAGCCGUUUAAUAAAAGUCAAAUCGAGCGAACGAACCGCCGAUCCGGCCUUGUUUAUUCAGAUCCAGCCGAUCGAUGCGGCAUUUAUAACGCGAUACUCGGCCUGAUGCCGGGUAUUAUCAUGCCACGAUGAACGUGAAAUUAAUAUUCUAACGAAUAUCGGAGAAACGGAACGAUGGGAAGGAAGAUCUCGUCACGUCGAACAGCUCCACCCGUGCGAUUGUCCGUCUAGGCUUAACGAGAUAUCUCGUUAGCAGUGCAUGUUCGUCUGUGGUCUCUAUCUCCCUUCAACACGGUCUCUCGAUUAUCUGAUCUGUUGAAAUGAUAGAAUUAUUAAAUCCUGGACUCGUUUCGAUUUUUUUCUCUCUUUUUUAACUCUUCGUUCUUCUCUCUGUGUGAUCCGUUCGUUGGUGUACGUCGACACGACACAUUAUUGUGAUCGUUGAUGAGGAUAUCAGGGAACCGAGAUAAAUACACGGUCGCUAGCAAAAUCUAGUUACGCAAAUGUUAGUCGGGACAAAGAAACACGUACGAAAGCAGCCAGUCGAUGCUGGUUUCAUUAAAAUUGUAUAAAGGUGAAAGUGUUUUUUUUUUAAAUUGUGAUUUGUAAUAGUGGGCGGAAGUUGCCUUCUAUCGGAGUAUUAUUAGGUUGAAUAAUGUAAUGGUGAUUUAGGUCCGUUUGAAGAAUUAAGAGGAAAUAAUUAUUUCGAAUAGGAUUACUGUUGUAAUAUUAAUGUAGGGUAGCUUGAAAAUUGAAAUUAGAAAAUUAAUUGUUCCUGUUUUUAAUACGUUCAGUGCCAGGCGAGAUUUUAAAGUUUAUGAUAAAUUGUUUAAAAAUAGGUCAACAAAUUAAAUUCUGAUGCUUAAUUAUAAAAAGUUUAAAAUUUUUCCCAUGUUAUUUCAAUGUUUGAACAAAGGUAAGAUUAAAUAUUUAAUAAUUUGCUGUUCGACAGCUUUUGACAAUCUAAAUUUUCUUUUAUAUUUUAUAAUUAAAGUUCACUCUUGCGGCUUUGCAAUCAGCAAAUGUAAUUGAACUUACAAAAUUCAUUUAUUACUUAACAGAAUUUCUAACGUAGGUAUCAUCGAGAGGAAAUAAUGCUCUCUCUCUUUUUAUAUUAUAUAGAUAAAAGAUAAAUUAGCAAUUAUCGACUAAUUGAAUCCAAUACAUAUCCCUAAUCAAUUAUCAAGUAGGAAUAUAAUUUCACGCGUUUAAUCGAUGAUUAGGAGUACACAAGUCUGAAAAUAUCAUUAGAUUUGUAAUAAAUGCAGAGAUUUGUACAGAUGGACUGAAUUUAUCGGAAUAGUUACAAUAAAAAUCAUUUAAAAAUGAUUUUCUGAUGAAUGCAGAAAUACAAAAGUCCUUUGUAACUUAAUACAAAUUAAUGAACUGUAGCUAUAACAUUUUUUUCUAAUUCUAAUUUUCAUAAUAUUUGAUUUAUUAAAAUAUCUAAAUUACA
This is a messenger RNA of Osmia lignaria (orchard mason bee), 4412 nucleotides long. Lineage: Eukaryota; Metazoa; Arthropoda; Insecta; Hymenoptera; Megachilidae. The record is from RefSeq and is a predicted model, not a curated record.